This is a messenger RNA of Arabis nemorensis, 396 nucleotides long. NCBI's taxonomy places the organism in Eukaryota, Viridiplantae, Streptophyta, Magnoliopsida, Brassicales, Brassicaceae. The record is from the annotation of a GenBank genome assembly.
AUGACGCUGAUUCUUCAACUACACGCAAGGCGCAUUCUUGCUUACAGUAACAAGAGUUAUUCUUUGUUCCGUUCCUACGGAACCAUUAGGUCACCCGAGGCGAACCAAACUCUGCAGAAUCGGAUCAAAGCGGCUUUGAGUAACAAUGCACAAAUCAUUCCCGUUCUCGAUCAAUGGCAGCAAGAAGGGUAUCAAGUGAAGCCGUCCGACAUCAGAGGACUCAUCAAGAAUCUUCUUGAUUCUAACCGAAUUUCGCAAGCACUAGAGGCAUCACAAUGGAUGGGUGAAGAGAAGGUUUGUAAUAUUUGUCCGAAAGAUUACGCAGCUCGGCUUCAUCUAACUGAGAAAGUGUUAAGGCUUAGAAGAAGCAGAGAAGUUCUUCGAAAGCAUCCCUGA